AUGGGCAUCCCCGCCCCUCCCCCCCCCUCCCCCCGACGACCCCCGCACACACGCCUGGAAACACGAACGCACGAAAGAAGAUACAUCUUCGCGAACGGAGACGUCUACGACGGAGACUUCCGACGGGACCGGGCGUGCGGGCAGGGAGUCUACCGCACCGCCUCUUCCGGCAACGGUGCGGGGGACUGCUAUGUCGGAGGCUGGGAGGCCGACCGCCGGCACGGGAAGGGGCUGCUGCGAUGGGAGAACGGCAGCAGAUACGAGGGCUACUGGAAAGCGGGAGCCAUAGAGGGGAAAGGCGUGUUCGACUACGCGCAGGGGGACAAGUAUCGCGGAGAGUUUAAGGCCAGUCGGAAACACGGCAACGGGGUUUACGUCUGGGCAAACGGCGACAGCUACAGCGGCGAGUUCUGCUGGGGCGUGAUCUCAGGGCUCGGGGAGAUCAAGUACGAGGUCGCGGGGCACCGCUACCGGGGGUACUGGAAGGACAACCGGAAGCACGGCUUGGGGACGUUCUGGUACGUCGACGAAAACGUGUACCACGGCGAGUUUUUCGAGGACGAGAUUCACGGCCGGGGGCGGCUCACGAUCUGCCCUGGUUCCAUCUUGGAGGAGGUCUACGACGGAGAUUUCGUGAGAGGCAUCAAGCAUGGCCACGGCGUCUACGUAUACCGCAAGGGGGAUGGGUUGGUGUACGACGGCGAGUGGGAGGACGGCCUGAGGCACGGCCAUGGUCUCCUCCGCUUCGCAGACGGUUCGUUUUACAAGGGGCAGUUUCACCGAGAGCGGAAGCACGGGACCGGCUGCAUGGUCUGGGCGGACGGGUCUCAGUACCAGGGGAAGUGGGUUGCCAACAUGAGGCACGGCGAAGGGACCCUUUUGCACGCGGAUGGCAGCAUUUUCAGGGGCCGUUUCAGUCGGGACAAGAAGACCGGUCCGGGGACUGUUACCGCCCUGGAUGGCAGCUGCUACGAAGGAGAGUGGGAGGAUGACCAAGUGCUGGGCACGAAGGGCAGGUUUACGCUGCUCACGGGACCCGCGCACGAGGACAGAGUGCACCUGAGGGUCUUCGGCUACUAGAUAGGCAUGGACAUAGGGAGUGGUCCCGCAACGAGCAGGUCUCGGCAGUAAGCAAGCAUGGUGGUACCACGAACUACUGCCAUCAUCGCUGGUAUAGAGUGUCUUGAUGCUGGGUGGUGUUGCCUCCUCUUGUGAAGAACUCCGAUUAGGUGGGUGGUUUCAGUUUUCGCGCCAGGACGGUUUAGCAGGUCCCUCACUAACGUGUACUCACGAACCACAACGAAGGUUACCGUGCAGUAGGAGGCCGAUGGUGAGCGGUGUUCCGCGCUUUCGCACGCAUUUGCUAAGCGUAUAGUCUAGACAGCUCAACAGACCUGCAGUGCGUCUCAUGCAGUCGUUUACAUCUCCUCUCUCACCUCGUCAGUUAAUGUGAUCGACGUUUCCAGUACGAGCCGACUCCCGUCCCUCGUGGUUGGACGCGCAGCGCAAAACUAAAGGAAAUCAAUCGUCGUCCCCGAUAUUUUCGAGGGCAGAAAGCAUCACCCACCAAUGAUUGAGGUUACACGUGCAAUCAAUCGCGGGCAGCCUUGAUGCUGCUAUGAUGCUCGAUUCAGAGGAUGCGAAGCUGCCCAUGAACACUGAAAGCAAUAUCGUCUAGACUACAGGCGGAUGACGGUGGCCGAUAUUUAGUAGUGCGGCGUGUGUGCGCUUGGGUGCAACCUGUUUCGUUUGUACUCCCUCCAGAUAAUGGAGAACCCUCGAGUGAAACCGAUGGUGCCAGGGUGCCAGCCCGUGUGCGAAACGGCAAUGUGCUGAAGGUUGAUACAUUAGUGUACAUACCUCCGUUGGAAGCGGCGCGCUGCAAAGCUCGUUGCUAGUAAACUUGAUCGACUUCAUGAGUCGCGAGGGAAGGGAUUGCUGUACCCUUCUCGCGAUAAAAAUAUCUCAGGCAGGAACCGCAGGAGGGGGUCCAACCCCCCCCUCCUAUGUGACCCCGGUUGGGUCGUCUAGUUGGUAGAAGUGGAGGAUAAGGGCCGGGGCAGACGACAGAGUCCAAUGAUGGGAGAAAAGUAUAUAAUACAGUACUAGACUAUACGACAUGGACAGCAGUCUACCGCCGACAAACCUGCUGAGAGCAAAAGGAAUGGUGUGCAGCAGCUCAUAUGAUCCUAGCCCGAUAGCUCUCUGAAGAAGUCAGAGUGAGAGAUACUGCUGUAGAGAGUGGGGGGUAGGAGGCGAUGCAAGCGCCCGUCGAAAAUCGCCCUAUGCGUACAACGACGAACCGGACGAACCAAACACCCGUUAUCCGUAUGACAAGUGAUGACGUGGACACAGCUCCCAAGCUGGUGAGGAUAAAGAGAGAUAUACCCAACUGCUUCGAAUCUCAGAUUGCUUGGCGUAACAACAUUGCCGUCACCCUGGCUUUCCGUAAGAAACACACGCCGAUAAGGUCUCAACAACCGCUCAUACGUAGUUGGUCCGGCGUCGGGCAAGAUUCUUCUACAUAUCGAAAAGAACCAUGCAGUGCCUUCGUGAACACAGUCCCGUGGCCUGUGAUUGGCCGAGCUUUGGUUGAUGUCAUCGGGCUCGAAGAUCUCUCAACCAUUGCGUCCUCUCUCAUCUUGGCAGCCCAUGACCCACGACCCCGCCGUUCACGCUCACUCUGUUUACUGCCCACCUCAUCCCUCAACCCCCUCUUUUCCCACACCACCACCUCACAUCAAGAUGAAGUCCUGCGUUGUAGCCGCUGCCUGCGUGGCUGGAGCCCAAGCCUUCGUGGCACCCAGGUGAGGGCAGCUGUUGUUGAGAGGCCCGCUUGAUCACGUGCGCCCUGGGUUCCUGUGAUUCUUGUCAUGGGUACGCGUCAACGAGACCGGGCAUCCGUGUGUAGGUCGCAAUGGUGCUGUGAUUCUGCCUACCGCAUGCGCUCUUCCGUCUGUCCCAAGCCCCUCUCCUGCCUGUAUUCAGCGUUAGUUCCAUGUUCGAUGCGCACAGGAGACGGCAGUCCACAUGCUUCGUCCAUCAUGUGCUUCCCUUCGCCGCUCACACCAUGCGAGAGAAACUACCGUCAAAGCCCCCACCCAUUCUUCUCCCCGAGCGCCUACACUACAUAGCAGCGGCCUGAACGCAGCUUCUCCGGGUGUAGCUCAUAGGGACAAUAGUUACACAAAAAAAAACACCUUGGCACAGCAUCACAAAUGCUUGUGCCUUUACUGCUGUACGUACCUGCUUAUUCAUAGAUGCCUCGCUCUUGGCACACUCCCUUGAAACGCCACAAACACCCGAGAUACGAUCGUCAAGGUGCGUGAGAUAGGUAAGGCUGAAUUCACACCUGAUGCCCAGGUUCGAGCAGACAAGAGGCUACGUCGAUGCCACUCAAACGAUACUCUAGCCCAACGUGACGGGCAUUGCUUCCCACAACAAAAUCACGCGUCAGCCGUUGUUGAAGCUGUGGUCUCGCGCAUGGAUUUGGUGCUUCACCUUCAGCGGCACCAUUUAUUUUUUGUUUUCAUGCCCUUUUUCGGCCUUUCCCAUUUUGCCAUUGGCGCCUGCCAUGUUUUAUUUUUGUUUCAAUGUAUGACCCAACGGAUCCAUCUCUAAGGAAAGAGCGUAAAGAAGAGUGUAAGAUAGAUCAGCACGGAAUCCAUAGCGUCAACUAAAGUUGCAUUUUUCUACGGUUUGCACCGAGCAGCACAUGUGUGUGUAGUGUUGCAGUCGGCAUCAUUGCCGGACUCACCAAUUGGGCUAGCGCAGAAGGUGUUUCACCUCUCCUCUGGCGGUUCUUGCCUUCACUCCAAUCUAUUGCGUACAAGCCGGUUAGUAUUUAUCCAUCAAAUGAGGGAUCGAAGGAUUCAAGAGGCCGCCGACUGAACCGCUCAGCAACAGCUAACUUUCGUUAGGUGAUGCCCGCUCAACUGUUAGUAGGUCGUGCCCUCCACUCGUUCGAAAUGCGGUCGAGACAUGAAACCGUGCCAAGCUUCAUUAACCCAGUUUUGUGGGGGACCCGCUAGUGCCGAUUCUAGUGCCGGUUUGAAAAGUGCCGGUGUUGUCGGCUCGGACACUAAAAAUACCAAGUCGUUCUGUAAUCCCGAAUAGUGACAAGUGUCCGGUGUUGUCUCGGUAAAAUCUCAGGACACACCCGCUCAUGACAUACCCCGGCACAGGAGAGGGCCCCCCACUAUCGAAGUUGGACCGUGUUGUACUCUGAACCGAAGUAACCUAUGGUUCAACAUUGACCGAUAGCCACACCCAUCCCAUCUCGAGGCUUUUCGUGUACCCCAAUACGGACCGGAAACACAGUCGCGACAAACAACCUGUGUUGUCUUCUGGAAUGACGGCGUAACUGCCCCACGAUAACUCGGAUCACCAAUUUACGGGACAUGCUGUCAACAUCGUCUAUUUCAUUCCCAACGUCAGAUCAAUCGGAAAUAUUGUUGAACUUGGUGAGAGGGAGUCGUCCACCGUUGAAAUGAUGCACCAGUGCCUGCUCUCAGCUUUUCGAAGGAGUUCAAUAUUUUCAAUACGUUUCUUCUCCCUUAUUUUCCCUGUAUUCCUCUCCUUGCCUUCUCCCUGUUGCCACGAACUAAACACCACAGCGCGUUCAACGGCGCC
Molecule: messenger RNA, 4632 nt
Organism: Ectocarpus sp. CCAP 1310/34
Lineage: Eukaryota; Phaeophyceae; Ectocarpales; Ectocarpaceae
Source: the annotation of a GenBank genome assembly